AUGGCUUCCUUCUCCGGUGCUCUCCACCGGCCCCUUUCUGCAGCGGCCGCUGUGGCCGUCGCCGCCGUGUCCUCCGAUCUGUCUGAUAGAUUCGCCUCGCCAAAGACCGAUUUCAUUGGACAGGCACCCACCACCGCAGUCUCUUCAAUUCCGACAACGCCGAAGGAGUCAUGGGUCUCUAGGGUUUCCUUCUCAGGUAUAUCGGCUGCGUCAAGGGCUCAGAAUUCGGCUGCUGAGGCCGGGAAUCGGAUCACCGACUUCGCGUCCUUCUCCACAACGUUAGCUUCUCUGCCUGUUGGACCGACCCUGCGCGAGUACAGCAAGCUGGCUAUUUCUCCGCAAUCAGUCGACGUUGCUUCUUCAAAUCUCCUGUCCUCCGAGGAGGUUACGUACCGAUGGCAUCUCCCAAAGGCCAGCUCUUAUGGGUCAUCAGGGAAUCCGGAUUGCAGUGUUGCCAAGUCGCAGAUGGUGGUGGUUUUGCUUGGGUGGCUGGGAGCAAAGCAGAAGCACCUCAAGAGGUAUGCGGAUUGGUACACUUCGAAAGGGUUUCAUGUGGUUACUUUUACCCUUCCUCUGGCGGACGUUGUGAGGUACUACAAGGUGGGAGGGAAAGCUGAACAAGAGAUUGGCUUACUUGCAAAUCAUCUUACGGACUUUUUGACAGAAGAGCGUGAGAAAAACUUAAUUUUUCACACUUUCAGCAAUACGGGAUGGAUAAUGUGAGAAUCCCUUCUCUUUAUUCUUUUACCCUUCACAAUAUUCUCAUACGCAAUCCAUUUUUUCAAGCGUUUCUUGCCUUUUACCUGAUUUUGAUCGUGCUUAAGAUUCUGGUGACCCUAAUUGCAGGUAUGGAGUUAUCCUGGAGAAUUUUCAGAAACAGGAUCCAUCUUUAAUGGAAAGAAUUAUGGGUUGCAUUGUGGACUCAGCUCCCGUUGCCGCUCCUGACCCGCAGGUAUACACAUGCCUCUGUAUCUGGGACUGCUUUGAGAACGAUCUUUGAUAUAAAGGCCAUGAAAACAUUUGUCAUUUGUAUGUGUUCGGGAACGCCUCCACAUGUUUGGAGGUUCACCUUCUCUAUGUUCUCAAUGUUUUUGAUUAUCACAUAAUUUUUUUGGCGACUAUCUUGAUGCUAUUGUGCAAAAUACAGUCUAAAGAGUGACAUAUCCAUUCAUAACUGUUCUAAGUGGAUAUAUUCAUGAAUAGUCUCACGUUCAAAAGAAGAACUAAGUAUCUUAGGUUAAACACGGGAUGUUUUAUUCAUUUUAUUUUGAUUUUUAGUUGAGAAGCCCUUUUUUUUUUGCAGAGUAUUAGAGGAGAUGACUGUGAUUGUAUACUGCAAACUUGAACUGAUGGGUAUCAAAACCUUACAAGCUUGAUUUGCCUGUGAGAGUGAAUGUCAGGAUAAUUCUAUAAAGUCAAGCUGUUGGCUUCGAAAUAUGCUGACCCACUCCACUAAUUGACAACUGGUUUCGAUUUGGGCAGCCUGUUUUUUCACGUAUCCUGCUCUUCAAAAUUUCUCAGCCCACUCUAAUAUAUUGAAUUACCUCUGUCAUUGACGUUUUAAACGUGGUUGUACUGAUAAAUCGGUUUCUCAAUUUAUGGGUGAAUCUGGCCGUUUGUCCAUAAAAUAUGAUUUUUCUAUUUACAAUUUCAACCUAUUGAUAUGAAUCUACGUCCUCUUGUUUUCAUCUUACAAUCGGCCACGGUGUCUGCCGCGUAGAUUUAAAACAUUUGUGAUCUUCCUGUUCACUCAAAAACCUUCAAUUUUCUUUUAAAGGUAUGGGCGUCGGGUUUCUCUGCUGCAUUUCUGAAAAAGCGCAGCAUCGCUACGAAAAACGUGCUGAAGAUUAAUAAUUCAAGCUUGGAGACGUUAUUUGACAGUGCUUCACCAGAUGUCACGCCUGCAGUUGCCGAGACGGCCUUAUUGGGAGUUUUGGAGAAGUUCUUCGAGGUGGUUCUUAGCCUCCCUUCUGUGAAUAGGUAAGCAACUAGUUUGAGGAGAGUUUGACCCUGGGAUCAGAAGGUCUUCGCGCCUAAAGUCGUAUGCUCAUACAAAGUUCAUUACCAUCAAUCACACUGAAGUGGGAAAACUCAUGUUGCGUCGUAAUACAAAUGAAGUUGACCACUUAAAUUUGGGGACAAGCUUCUGUAGUUCUUACUUGCUUAUCUGACUUGUACAGGAGGCUCGCUGACGUCUUUGAUCUGCUGUCGUCAAAGCAGCCGAAAUGCCCACAGCUUUAUGUCUACAGCUCUUCUGACAGGGUUAUUCCAGCAAAAUCUGUGGAAACUUUUGUCGAGGGCCAGAGGAAAGCUGGUUACGAAGUCAGGGCCUUUGACUUCGUGUCCUCUCCCCAUGUUGACCAUUUCCGCAGUCACCCAAAUCUCUACUCCUCCCAGCUGGCCUCCUUCUUGGACGAUUGUGUGCUCACUUGUUGCAAGGGCUGUUCUUAG
Molecule: messenger RNA, 2451 nt
Organism: Spirodela intermedia
Lineage: Eukaryota; Viridiplantae; Streptophyta; Magnoliopsida; Alismatales; Araceae
Source: the annotation of a GenBank genome assembly